GUGGCCGCGCUGACGUUGGGCCAGUGGAAGGCGGACAUCGCCUCGCGCAUGUGCCGCAGCGGCCCAAGCCAAAUGACAAUGCUGGAGAUCGGUUUCGGGAUCCUCACCAGUGUCAGGAGAAUACCAAGUUGCAUUGGAGAUUUCGCUAGAAGGUUCCUUGUGGGCGUCGCGCCACAAUCGCCGGAGGCUGGUGUCGGGCGUGAUGUGCUGCCCCUGCCAGUAAGGGAGCCGGCAACCUUUUUCGCCUGGGAACGUGAUCUGAAGAGAAGAGGAAUGUUGGACGGUGAGGGAUCCCCCGUGGAUGUUACGAAGUGGCCAGCUGCUCUAAAGAAAGAGGCCCAAGCCAUGGCGGUCGAGGUGUGGACUUUCCUGAGCGUGCUGGGCCUGAACUACCUUUACCUUGGGCACCUGAGCAAGGACCGCUGGGAAGCAGCCGGGCGCCUUUCUGAGGUGCAGGCCGCCAGCCUACGCGUGAUCGGUGAGACGGUCGAGUGGCACGUGGGCGACGCGUUGGCGGCGGUGGACAUCCCGUUCUGGCCUCAGGAGAUGAAGAAGACGAAGUCGAGCUACGAUCUGGAGGAGGACUGUCGGGCGCUCCCCUUGAAGUUCGGCGAGCUUGAGCCCGGCCUUCCCAAAGCCGAAGAUAUCGGCCGCUUGGACGCGCUGGACUAUGUGGGGCCAGAGCUCAAGGAGGUGCUCACCAAACCCGAGAUGUCGCUCUUGCCGGAGGCCGAGUGGCCCGAGUCGCCUCCGAAGGCAAAGGUCAACGUCGAGAAGCUGGAGGACUGGUGGGCCAUCGCUGCCAAGCUGGUGGAGCGUGGACUGCUGGCCCCCAUACCAGCUGAGCGCAUCUUUGUGGCCCGCGGCCGUCGCGUCACAAAUGGGUUGUUUGCUGUGACAAAGUCGGGGUCCCCAGCUGAGGGAGAGGCCAGAGUGACACGUUUGAUUUUCAACAUGGUCCCGACGAAUACGUACCUUCGACCGUUGGCAGGGGACUCAGUGACUCUGGUACCCUCGCCGGCGUGGGUAAGCAUCUCCCUUGGCCCCGAGGAGGUGCUGCUCUGGAGUGGGGACGACCAGAAGGGAGCUUUCUUCAUGUACCGCAUCCCUGCGCCGUGGCUUGGCUACAUGGCGAUCUGCACCCCAGUCCCCGGCCAUGUUCUUGGCAUGAAGGCCAAGGAGAUGUGGCUGGCCAUGACAGUGCUGCCCAUGGGCUGGGUGUACAGCGUCCCGAUUUUCCAGAGCGUCCACCGGCGGGUUGCGCUUCUGGGUCGCCCUGCUGGCGCCGCCCUCCCAGCUGACCUGGAGUGGCGGCGCGACCGUCCUAUCCCCGCCGCUGCAGCUGCUCCCCUGUCUCAUGAGGGCCCUCGCGAGUGGUGGAGUGUGUACAUCGACGACUUCGAUAACUGCGAGACGGCUGGGUGUAAGGAGGCGCUCGCGAAGGUGGGCACUCCUGGCCGCUUGCAGGCCCUGAUGAGGGAGAGCUACCAGCGGAAUGCAAUCCGCAUCAGCGUGGACAAAGCCAACCAGAGGCAGCUCUUGGUCACGCGGAUGGGUGUAGAGGUGGACGGGAUCUCAGGCAGGGCCGCCAACAAUCGGAUAAAGAACGUGCAGCUGUACAGCCUUACCAUGCGGCUCCUGACAAGAGAGAACCCCCCCGGGAACCAGCUCCUCAUUCUCAUGGGACGUUGGGUGAGGGCGCUAGAGUUUCGACGUCCUCUCUUCGGGGCGUUCAACUCGGUGUGGGAGCAGAUUGGCUCGGGCCGUACUGUGUUGACCAGGGCCAGCCUGGACGAGCUGAUGCACAGCUGCCUGCUGAUGCCCCUCGCCUCCACCAACCUGAGGGCCGCUACCGCGAGCAUCGUCUCGUGCUCUGACGCCAGCGAGGACGGUGCUGGUAUGUGCACGGCCGUGGGGCUCGCAGAGGGGGCCGCGAAGUUCCUGGCAUCUCUCGGGAGCCCUGAGACCUGGGGCCAUCGCAUUGCCAGCUACACCGGCUCGGGCUCCGCCGCGCGUCCUGUUGGUGAGCUUUUUGACGGCAUCGGCGGCGCUGCUGUGUCGCUGGUGCGCGCUGGUUUCGACAUCGUAGGCUACAUGAGCAGCGAGGUUGAUAAAGGGGCUCGCCGGGUGCUGAGAUCGCGCUGGCCUGGCCUGAUCGAGCUGGGCCCAGUCGAGGAAAUUCACGACCGACAGCUUGAGGCUCUGGCAAUGUUCCAGGAUCGGAUUGUCGCCGUGGUCGUUGCGGGAGGCAGCCCUUGCCAGGACACGAGCGGUGUGAACGCCGACCGACAGGGCGCACAUGGCGCUCGGAGCUGCCUGUUCAAGCGCAUACCCAAGGUGGUGAGCGCACUGUCUCUCGUCAUGAAGGUGCCUGUCCAUUGGCUUGCGGAAAAUGUACUCUCAAUGAGCGCAGAAUCCCUCCAGGAGUUCUCCCGCAUCCUCCAGACUAGGCCCAUCAGCGUGUGCAACUCCCUCUUUACCGAGAAUAGAAGGCCACGUUUGUACUGGUUGUCUUGGAGAGAGGCGGUCCUCAAGCUCCCCGGGGUGCACGUGGAGCCCAAGGCCAACUACGACCUCAUCAGGGCGCUCCAGGUCCCGAAGGCUCCUGCUGGCUCUCGGGUUGCCGCAGGGUGCUCCAGGGCCUCGGACAAGGGCCCAGUCUGCACGUUUCUCCAGCGGCGUGAGAAGACUGUCCCGUACAAGCCUGCAGGUUUAUCGACAGCGAGCCCAGAGGCCAUCCAGAGGUGGACCCAGGACCUGCACGCUUACCCUCCGUGCCAGUACGAGCUAGUUCACAUGAUUCGGGACUCCAAGGAGGACUUGAGGCCCUUGUGUGCCACGGAGAAGGAGGUGCUCAUGGGGUUCCCUCGCCACUACUCGUCGUCCGUAGCCAGCUCGGGCUCCAGCUGUGGCAGCGUUGAGAACGAUCGCUGCGGCCUCUUGGGGAACGCGUUCGCCUGCUGCGUCGUUAGCUGGCUGUUCCUCGGUCUGAAGUGCCAGUUGGGCUGGCCCGUCAGGGCGACUGACCUCGAGGGGAUCACGGGCGAGUUGGAGGUAAAGGACUUGCUCGACGAGUCGGUGGAGUUCUCGAGGGACCCCAUCAAGGAGACCCCCAUCGGCAGCAAGCUGGUCGAGAUUUUCUGGACGAUUGCCGAGAAGUCGGGGAGCGACAUCCGCCUCGACAUCGGUGUGCCUUUCCGCCCCAAGGCGCGGCCGCGAUCCUCGAUCGACCCGGCGCUGUGGCGCUGGCGGCGGACGCUGUCCUUUCCGUGGCCGAAGUCGUCGAGGGAGCUGCGUAUCAACGCGCUCGAGUUGAAGGCGGUGAACGCUUCCUUGCGGCACAG
Molecule: messenger RNA, 3344 nt
Organism: Prorocentrum cordatum
Lineage: Eukaryota; Dinophyceae; Prorocentrales; Prorocentraceae
Source: the annotation of a GenBank genome assembly